UUAGUCUCCUCCUGUUGGAUCUAUCCUGCGGGACUUCGGUCUGUCGGAAAGCAGCGCGCGCUGCCGCGACAUUUCACGACUUCAGCAGUGGCGGAGCCUGCGAAAGCUCCGACUUCCUUCCCGCUGCUGGGCCAAAGCUGCCACAAUGUUCGGUGCGGGAGACGAAGACGAUACUGAUUUUCUCUCGCCCAGUGGCGGUGCCAGAUUAGCCUCUCUUUUUGGAUUGGAUCAGGCAGCUGCUGGCCAUGGAAAUGAAUUCUUCCAGUACACAGCACCAAAACAACCUAAGAAAGGCCAGGGAAUAGUAGCAACUGGAAAUCAGGUGACACCAAAAGCAGCACCCUCCACAACAGACACUUCCACAGUUUUGACUGCAACAGUAGUCCAUGCUUACAGAUACACAAAUGGUCAAUAUAUAAAGCAGGGAAAAUUUGGUGCUGCAAUCCUGGGGAAUCAUACAGCCAGAGAGUAUAGGAUUCUUCUUUAUAUCAGUCAACAACAGCCAGUUACUGUUGCCAGAAUUCAUCUGAACUUUGAACUAACGGUUCGACCCAAUAACUAUAGCACCUUUUAUGAUGACCAGAGACAAAGCUGGUCCAUCAUGUUUGAGUCAGAAAAAGCUGCUGUGGAGUUUGCUAAACAGGUGUGCAUUGCCAAAUGCAAUAGCACUUCUUCCCUCGAUGCAGUGCUCUCACAGGACCUCAUUGUAGCAGAAGGUCCUGCUGUAGAAGUUGGAGAUUCUUUGGAAGUGGCCUAUACCAGCUGGCUUUUCCAGAAUCAUAUGCUGGGCCAGGUUUUUGACUCUACUGCUAACAGAGAUAAGCUGCUUCGUCUGAAAUUAGGAUCAGGAAAAGUUAUCAAGGGCUGGGAGGAUGGAAUGCUGGGCAUGAAAAAAGGAGGGAAGCGAUUGCUUAUCAUCCCUCCAAACUGUGCUGCUGGCUCAAAAGGGGUAAUAGGAUGGACUCCAUCAACAGACUCAAUCCUGGUGUUUGAAGUGGAAAUUAGGCGGGUGAAAUUUGCUAGAGACUCUACCUCUGAUGGCCACAGUGUUAGUUCCCGGGAUUCUGCAGCUCCUUCUCCCAUACCGAGUGGAGACAACCUCUCUACUGAGCCUAUUGUGUCAUUACCCACAUCUGUGCCUUUCAAAUCAGGGGAGCCAGCUCUUCGUACCAAAUCUAACUCCCUCAGUGAACAGCUUUCAGAAAACACAAAUCCUGAUACUGUCAAGGCCAAGUUGAUUUCUCGGAUGGCUAAAAUGGGCCAACCCAUGUUACCCAUCUUUCCACUACAGCUGGAUCCCAACUCAGAAACUGAAGAUGUGAAUGCUCAUCGAGGAGUUGGGCAGCCCGUAGCAGCUCCAUCUAUUCAACCCUCACAUCAGUCAACCCAUCCAGUAUUACCACAGACAACCUCACAAGCAAAUUCACCAUCUGUUUCUGGCCUCCAAGUGCCCUCUGCUGCCUUAAUGCCCAUUGCACCUCUUGAUUCCCACCCAGCUGUAUCUGGAAAUGCCCAAUCCUUUCAGUCCUACACAGGUAUGCAAGCAUACCCUUAUCCCCAGGCAUCCACCAUCACCACACAACUACAGCCUGUGCAACCCCUGUAUCCAGCACCACUCUCUCAAUCUCCACAUUUUCCAGGAUCAGGUGAUAUGGCUUCAUUUCUCAUGACUGAAGCUAGGCAGCAUAACACUGAAAUUCGCAUGGCUGUCAGCAAAGUGGCUGAUAAAAUGGAUCAUCUCAUGACUAAGGUUGAAGAGUUACAGAAGCAUAGUGCUGGAAAUUCCCUGCUCAUCCCCAGUAUGUCAGUUACAAUGGAAACAAGUAUGAUUAUGAGCAACAUUCAGCGAAUUAUUCAGGAAAAUGAAAGAUUGAAGCAAGAGGUCCUUGAAAAAAGCAGUCGGAUAGAAGAACAGAAUGACAAGAUUAGUGAACUUAUUGAACGAAAUCAGAGAUAUGUUGAGCAGAGUAACCUGAUGAUGGAGAAGAGGAAUAAUUCACUUCAAACAGCCACAGAAAGCACACAGGCAAGAGUAUUGCAUGCUGAACAGGAGAAGGCCAAGGUGAUGGAAGAGUUGGCAGCAGCCACAGCACAGGUUUCUCAUCUGCAGCUGAAAAUGACUGCUCACCAAAAGAAAGAAACAGAGCUACAGAUGCAGUUGAUGGAAAGCUUGAAGGAGACAGACAUCCUCAAGGGCCAGCUUGCCAAACUGCAGGCAGAGCAUUCAGAGCUCCAAGAAACCUCUGAACAAGCACAGUCCAAAUUCAGAAGUGCAAAGCAGAGCUGGAAACAGCUGGAACUCAAGGUGACAGCCCUGGAAGAGGAGCUGACUGACCUUCGAGCUGAGAAGGAGUCUCUGGAAAAGAACCUUUCAGAAAGGAAAAAGAAGUCAGCACAAGAGCGCUGUCAAGCUAAGGAGGAGAUAGAUGAAAUUCGCAAAUCACACCAGGAAGAAUUGGACAAACUUCGACAACUCUUGAAAAAGACUCGAGUGUCCACAGACCAAGCAACUGUAGAACAGCAGAUAUCUCUAGUACAGGCUGAGCUACAGACCCAGUGGGAAACAAGAUGCGAACAUCUGUUGAAUUCUGCCAAGGAUGAACACUUGCAACAGUACCAGGAAGUAUGUGCACAGAGAGAUGCCAGUCAGCAAAAGCUGCUCCAGCUUCAGGCUAAGUGCUUAGCUCUCCAGGACCAAGUUACAGCUCUCACAGAGGAAAAUGAACAGUAUAUCAAGGACCUAAAGAUGAUCACAUCUCAGAGAUCUGGGGUUGAAGCUGCUGCUACUGACCCUUCAGAGAAGGUGAAGAAGAUUAUGAACCAGGUGUUCCAGUCCUUGCGGGGAGAGUUUGAGCUGGAGGAAUCUUACAAUGGCAGGACCAUUCUGGGGACCAUAAUGAGCACAAUCAAGAUGGUGACUCUUCAGCUGUUAAAUCAACAAGAGCAAGAGAAAGGAGAGAGCAGCAAUGAAGAAGAGGAAGAGCAACAACCUCAGAGACCCUCCCAGGAGCAGCCAGUCUUAGUCAGUUCUGGGAUUCCUGCAGCACCUCUGAGUGGGGAGAAGCAGGAGCCAGCUGAGCAGGCAGUGAAAGAUGUGCCACUGCCUCCUCAGGCUCUCUCAACGUCCCAGGAUGACACACAGAGGAAAGGGGAGCCUUUAGAAACACAGGUGCUCUCAGACACAAAAGAUGAUUCCCUUCCACCUGAUUUGACUUGCAUCUCCUCCCACAGAGGCCUGGAACCCCCAACUUCAAUUCCCCCAAAGCCUCCAGGCCCCAUCCCCAUAGAUUCUGAGUGUGAGGAGACGCUUGCUGCUAGCUCAGAGGCAACCAAGCUGGAUGGUGUAUUGGCAACUGUCCGUAAAGGAGAGCAAGAAAGCUCCACCAGACUCUCCCUGACUUCAAAGGAGAGCCUGCUGACUUUGGGGGAUGAAAGUCCAAGAAGAGAACCUCAGCUUCCAGAGCACAAGAAAGAUGAAGAUGCCACUAGUUCCGCUGAUCCCUCUAAGGAACUCUCAAGCACAGAGACAGGCUCUACAGCUGCAGGAGUGGCUCUUGGACGCAGUCACUGCUCUCAGCAUUCCAGUCUCUCUGGGGAGGAAGAGAAUGCACAGUUUACAGGGGCAACUCUGAAUGUUCUAAGACCCAAGAAACAGUCUGAGGAAGAGGAUGAAGAUGAGGUGAGCAUGAAGGGGCACCCACCCCCAGCACCCCUUUUUGGAGAUGAUGAUGAUGACGAUGACAUUGACUGGUUGGGAUGAAGACCCAUGAAACUGUUUCACAAGUUCCUCUACCAACCCUUCAUUAAGCAUGAUUUUGCACAGCCAGCCCUGGGUCUGGGUGAACCACAGGGUGAGGUGAAGGUGAGCAUUCUAGGACAGUGGUGUGGAUAUCUGAACCCCCUACCCCCACCACCACUUGGGUGAAGAGUAAUGUGAAUCUGUCUGUAGAACACUGGGGUUUUCAUCAGUUGACUGUGGACUUUUCUCAGAGUUCUGUUUGAAGGAAGGGUUGUCCAAUUUUGUAGAUCACCUACAAAAGUCUUGCCCUCUCCUAAGCUACGAAUUUUCUUCACUAACUUUCAGACUGGUCUGAUAUGUUCUCCCUCACCUUCCUCCCAGUACUCAGCUAUGCCUCAAACAAGGCCUGCCUGGGUGAGGUCUCCUAUAGAACAGGGUGUGGAUUACAUGGCUUUAACCCCAUUUCAGCUAAAGGCCUUGCUUGGGACAUGUAUCUUUCCUCUGCCUUAAAUCUGAUACAACAGAUCAAUGAAAGUUUGAAAUUAACAAAAUUACAAUAAAUGUCUACAAUGAAAAGACUUAAGUUCUUGGA
Erinaceus europaeus (western European hedgehog) is the source of this 4331-nucleotide messenger RNA. RefSeq names its product FKBP prolyl isomerase family member 15 (gene FKBP15). The record is from RefSeq and is a predicted model, not a curated record. Gene Ontology annotation, molecular function: peptidyl-prolyl cis-trans isomerase activity. Gene Ontology annotation, cellular component: growth cone. NCBI's taxonomy places the organism in Eukaryota, Metazoa, Chordata, Mammalia, Eulipotyphla, Erinaceidae. Bases 146 to 3760 code for a protein of 1204 amino acids. The transcript is spliced from 28 exons.